Jaculus jaculus (lesser Egyptian jerboa) is the source of this 2673-nucleotide messenger RNA. RefSeq names its product Rho guanine nucleotide exchange factor 38 (gene Arhgef38). Gene Ontology annotation, cellular component: cytoplasm. The record is from RefSeq and is a predicted model, not a curated record. Bases 100 to 2433 code for a protein of 777 amino acids. Gene Ontology annotation, molecular function: protein binding; guanyl-nucleotide exchange factor activity. The transcript is spliced from 14 exons. Lineage: Eukaryota; Metazoa; Chordata; Mammalia; Rodentia; Dipodidae.
UGUAGAGUUAGUAGGGGGCAGUAAACCGCAAGGUUCACCCUGAGGCACUUCAGCAACCAGCCAUAGCCUGCAAACCUCUGAAACUUGUCUUUGCCCCAGAUGGAGCCCAGCGAAGCCACUGGGAAAGAAAACAUGGGAACCAAGAAAAAGAAUCUGCCCUUCCUGAGGUCCAGGCUGUACAUGCUGGAGAGAAGGAAGACUGACACGGUGGUGGGGAGCAGUGUUGCUGGGGACCCCUCUGGCACCUUGAGGAGGAGCCAGUCCGACAGGACCGAAUACAACCUGAAACUACAAGAAAAGAUGACUCCACAGGCUGAGUGCUCAGCAGCUGAGACCCUGACUGCAGAGGAAGAGCAUCAGACAACGAGGAUGAUGGCAAAGAGAGCAAAAGUCAUCCAGGAGCUGAUACAGACAGAAAGGGAUUACCUCAAUGACUUGGAGCUCUGCGUCAGGGAGGUUGUUCAGCCCCUGAGAAACAAACAGAUUGACAGGCUGGACAUGGAGAGCUUGUUUAGCAACAUUGAGUCGGUGCAUCAAAUAUCAGCCAAGCUGCUGUCCUUGUUGGAAGAGGCUACGACCGAUGUGGAACCGGCCAUGCAAGUAAUCGGAGAGGUAUUCUUACAGAUUAAAGAGCCGCUGGAAGAGAUUUAUAAAACAUACUGCUAUCACCAUGACGAAGCGCACAGUGUCCUGGAGUCCUAUGAAAAGGAAGAAGAGCUAAAGCAACAUUUGAGCCACUGUAUCCAGUCCUUAAAGAAAAUAUACAUGCAUGAAGGCAAACCGAAUCUACUGGACAUGGGCUCUUUGAUGAUCAAACCAAUUCAGCGCGUGAUGAAAUACCCCCUGCUGCUGUGUGAACUGCUGAAUUCCACCCCUCCCUCUCACCCAGACUACAGGGCCCUGGAGAAUGCCUUUGCAGCUGUGAAGGACAUUAAUGUUAACAUCAAUGAACUUAAAAGAAGGAAAGACCUAGUUCUAAAGUAUAAGAAGAAUGAUGAGGAUGAAUCACUUAAAGACAAAUUGUCUAAGCUAAAUAUUCAUUCAAUUAGCAAGAAAUCAAAAAGAGUGACAAAUCAUCUAAGGAUUUUGACCAGAGGAGAAUCACAGGUAAAAGAUAAUACCUUUAACAAGGAAGAAAAACUAUUCAGGUCUUUAGAAAAGACUGUGAGGCACUGUGUGAAGAAUAUUUCAUUCUCUCUUCAACAUAUACAGGAUGCCAUGCCCUUCGCUCUGCAGAGUGUAACAGGGCUCCAGGAGAUUUUGUACAGGAAUGAAGAGGAGAAGAGCCAUGUAGAAACCUCAGGCAAUGCCCAGAAUCCCUGUCAAGACUUUGUAGCUCACUUGCAGAGACUCGUUCUGGCCCCUCUGUCAGCCUUGCUGUCCUUAUUCCCAGGGCCCCAGAAGCUCAUCCAAAAACGCUAUGACAAGCUACUGGACUACAACAGCUACCUGCAGCGGUCAGUGGAAGAUGAGUCAGACUUGGCCAAAAGGGAGUAUGAGGCCCUCAAUGCCCAGCUAGUGGAAGAGCUCCAGGUAUUCAACCAGGCUGCUCGCAAGAUCCUGUCAAACUGUCUACGCAGUUUCAUCACCCUUCUCGGAGACCUGAUGCUCAUGGCACAGCGAGCAUACUCCACAAUCAAGCCGGGGCCGCUGUUGGUCUUCAGCAUAUCUGAGAUUCAAAAUCAUGUACUAGAAGAAAUUCAAAAUCUGAGUUUUGUGAAGGACAACAGUGCUACCUUUAUUGAGAGAAAACUUAGCUUUGAGAAGAAGAAGCCUACACAGAUUGUGGCAGAAGUGCCACGUCAAACUGACCUUCACCGCUCCAAACUCCUGUCCACGUACAGUUCAGAGGAGCUCUACCAAGCUAAGCGCAAGUGCAACGCCACACAGGAGCAUGACAUCAAUCUUCUGGAGGGAGAACUGGUGGCCGUGAUGGAGCAGAAAGACCCACUAGGGAGUACAAGCAGGUGGCUUGUUGAUGCAGGACGUGCAAAAGGAUAUGUGUAUUCCUCCUUCCUCAGACCCUACAACCCGGCCAAAGUGCAGAAAGUGGAUGCCGGGAACAGGUUCUGUGAGGACGAUUUUGACAACAUCAGCCUUUUUGUGUCUUCGCGGCCAGCCAGUGACAGUGUGACCGGCACUCCAGAAGGCAGCAUAAGUGACAGCAGCUCAUCUCUUAGUGGAACGUGUGGGAAGUGUGAAACAAAUGGCACUGAUGUGGAUAGCUUUCAGGAGUUUGAUGAACAGAUUUUCUAUGCUGUCCAUGCUUUCCAAGCACGGAGCGAACACGAGCUCAGCCUUCAGGAGUACCAGAGAGUCCAUAUACUUAGAUUUUGUGAUCUCAGCGGAAAUAAAGAAUGGUGGCUAGCUGAAGCACAAGGGCAGAGAGGCUAUGUGCCGGCUAACUACCUUGGGAAGAUGACGUAUGCUUAAGAAAAGAUUCCUUGACCUUCAUUUCCUGGCAGACUGCUGACUGACUACCUCAUAAACCCGGCAUUCUGAAACUCUGCUCCAGAAAGCAAGAAAUCCUCACACUCUGGAUUGAUGAUGUAUCAGGUUUUAAGGAAACUGUACUUCUUCAUAGGAUGAUUUAAUGAAUGUAUUAUAAAAAACAACUUUUGAAAGAAAUACUAAGCCAAUGGAAACAGUGAAGCAAAAAGCCCUAAGGUUGGA